Molecule: messenger RNA, 1480 nt
Organism: Daktulosphaira vitifoliae (grape phylloxera)
Lineage: Eukaryota; Metazoa; Arthropoda; Insecta; Hemiptera; Phylloxeridae
Gene: pasi2
Exons: 5
Coding region: 330-1097 (255 amino acids)
Source: RefSeq, a predicted model, not a curated record
AACUUUGUGCUUGUUAAUAAACCCAAUAAAUGUUAUGUAUUUAUACUAUAUUAUCAUUGUUAGUGUUUAUCACUUUGGGCGUGUUUACCAAACGAGAUCACAAUUAAGAAACAUAAAUGUAAACAUUCCUCAUUCGGGUGUUCUUUUUUGUUUUUUUAACUUUUAACUUUAAAUUUUUUUUAUUAGAUUAAAAAAUUUAAUUUGAUUUUCAUUAGUAAAUAACGGCUGCCAUGAGCUAUACUUUUAAUUUUAUAAUACUUUGAACAAAAAAAUUUUUUAUUUAGUUAAUUAAUCAAUUAUUUUUCUUAAUUUUAUAUACAAUAAAAAAAAUGUAUGCUCGAAGCAAAACGCCCAGUAUGGGCACUCCAUCAGUUUAUUCUAUUCAUGCCAGUCAUCUAACUUUAAGAUCAUCAAAUUUGCGUUCUACUCGGUCAAUGAAAUCAUUACGCAUCCCAUGGUACCAACGUCCUAUACUCAAAGAUGCUAUAUUUCUUGAUACUCAACGUGGUGCACUUGUCAUUGCAUUUUAUUCAUUGUUUUUAAGCAUAUUUACUCUUGCAACUUCUGCAUUUGACACAUAUUGCUUAGCAAUGGCAGCUCCAGGUUCAACUCAUUAUGGUUACUAUCUAAUGAGCUACCAAUUUGUAUAUGUGGGUAGUGCAUGGGUUAGAAAUUUGCUAGUAUUGUUCUCAUUAUUUUCAUUUGUUGCAGCAGCAGUAAUUUUUGUUACUAGCAUUAUAUUAAUAUCAGCUUUACGAAAAGAACAUGAAAAACGAAUUGUACCAUGGUUAUUUACAUUUGCAGUAUUUGUUAUAUUACGUUUUGUUGCUUGGACGUUUUCAUCCAUUGCUAAUGAUCCAAUUUUUGGUUAUAAUAUUACUAUGAUAUUUUUGGGUGCAAUAUUUAUAGUUCUUAAUGUUUAUGGUUGGUUACUCGUUUAUUCUUUAUACUUAGAACUCUUUGACUUAACCAAACUAGAAGAUUUAGCUCAUUUAAGAAUCGGUACUAUGGCAUCUCUAAAUGCAUCUACAACACAUUCACUGGCUGGAUCUCGACCAACUACUCCACACAGUACUGUAUCUACUGCUCCAGUAUAAGGACAAUUAUGUACAAUUUUUUUUACUAUUAUUAAAAAUUUAUUUUAGUUUUAAGACUUAAUAAGAGUUUUGACACAAUGUAACUAAUCCGUCCAUUACAUGUUCAAUUUAUAUAACUUAUUUUAAUUUUAAAUUAUUUCAUUUUAUUACAUAUUUUAAUUGCAAUGUAUUGAUUAUCUUUUCAUUAGUUAUUUUUAAUGAUGAAAUAUAUAAAAAAAAUGUUUCAAUUUGUAUCCUAAAGUUAUACUUAUGAGUACUAAAAUAUUGACUAUUAAAAACAAAAAAAUAAUUGUUUAUUUAAGUCAUAUUUUUUAUUGAAACUGAAUAAACGUGUGUAACAAUUUAAAAGUUGUUCCCACUUCCUAAAAUUAUCCUUAUUUUAA